This is a messenger RNA of Sycon ciliatum, 2417 nucleotides long. RefSeq names its product arylsulfatase B-like. NCBI's taxonomy places the organism in Eukaryota, Metazoa, Porifera, Calcarea, Leucosolenida, Sycettidae. The record is from RefSeq and is a predicted model, not a curated record. Bases 81 to 1691 code for a protein of 536 amino acids. The transcript has 2 exons.
UAGGAAUCAUAGGAUGCGGCACAGAAAAGCAACUACCGAUAGUAUACACUACUAACGCAACCGUAUCCCAUCAACCGACCAUGCGAAGAACCGGAUUGGUAAGACGUUCGUUGAUCGAAAUGAUUCGUUCCUGGUGUGUCUUCACUCUUGUCGCCGUCGCCGCUUGCCUUGGUCAUGGGCAGUUUAGCGAGGCUGCCAAACAGCCUCACGUGCUGCUGGUGGUCGCCGACGACCUGGGUUGGGGCGAUGUGGGCUUCCACGGCUCCGAGAUUCGCACACCGGUCCUGGACAAGCUUGCAAUGGACGGAGUGACGCUGGAUAACUAUUACGUGCAACCCGUGUGCUCGCCAACGCGGACGAGCAUUCUGACGGGACGCUAUCCUAUCCGCUACGGACUGUUGCACCACGUCUACCCGAACAAUCAGCUGUUCGCAUUGCCCACAAACGAGACUCUCCUACCGGAGAAGCUGAACCAGGCUGGAUACACAUCGCACAUGGUCGGUAAGUGGCAUCUAGGAUUCUACAGCUGGCAACACGUUCCGACGGCGCGCGGAUUCGAGACCUUCUUCGGCUUCUACGGCGGCGCGGAGGACUACUUUGAGCACACGGCCAGUGGCGGCAUAGACUACCGGAAUGACACACAGCCGGUGCCCAAAGACAGCACGUACUCGGCGUUCACGUUUGCACGCGAGGCACAGCGCGUUGUGCGCCAAUACGCAAACAGUCAAAGCAGCAAGCCGCUGUUUCUGUACUUGGCAUUCCAGAAUGUACACUCACCUCAGGAGGUACCCGACAGCUACUAUGUCAAGCCGUACGCGCACAUAGAGAACAAGAAUCGGCGCAAGUUCGCCGGUAUGGUGAGCUGCAUGGAUGAAGCGAUCGGAAACGUGACCGACCUCUUCAAGGAGUUAGGGCUGUGGGAUGACACCUUGAUGGUAUUCACUGCGGACAACGGCGGGCCUGUGAAUGUCACAUUCAGCGGUAUUGGUGCUGUGAAUUGGCCACUACGAGGUAGCAAGCACACGCUGUGGGACGGUGGAGUACGCGGCACUGCAUUUGUUCACGGUGCCGGUGUGGACGUCAGCAACAAGAACACAUCCGCUAUGAUGCACGCCACCGACCUGUUUCCCACGAUCAUUGCCGCGGCAGGAGGCAACACUGAAGGAACACUGCCGCUAGAUGGGCAUGAUCUAUGGCCGAUCCUGUCCACAGGAAGCGGCGAGUCACCUCGUACCGAAAUCCUGCACAACUAUGAUCCCCUAGCGACCGGUGGUGACAAGGGCUGCUGUGGAUAUGCGGGCCUGCGCAGUGGCGAGUGGAAGCUGCUAAUCGGGCCCGGUGCGCCGGACGGCUGGUACCCUGAACCCAGCUGGGAAGGGGAUAGAUCGUUGUUGCACGAUGCUAUAUCCGCACCCCUGGUCAGUGACUUGCCCGACAUCCUGGACAUUCUGGGGCCCGACGCAGCCAAUCAUACCGUCUACUUGUUCAAGCCGCGGGAGGAUCCGGAGGAGAGGAACAAUUUGGCCACGUCUGAAACAGCCAUUGUGACGCAGCUGACGGCACAUUUGCAAACACAAUACAUUGCGCAUGCUGUGCCUGAUGGCCACACCGCUUCGCAACCUGCCGCCAAUCCCAAGAACUUCAAUGGAUACUGGACGCCAUGGGUCAACAAAACUGACGUGUGCAACUAGGGCAAACGUUCUACGUCCCUACGUCCAUACACAUACUUCGAGUAUCGCAUUCAUGCAGCACCCAACACUGAUAUAACUUAGUCUGCUACACAUUGUGUGAAAAGUACUGUUUUGGAGUGAUCAGACGAAUCAUUUAGCCACCGUUGAGCGGCUCACAGUGCGAUGCUUAGUCACAUUUUCCACUACUAGCCCCCUACGUCACCAUUUUGUUCCACCAGCCUCUGAUAAAAUGUGUCAUACUGUGUAAUAAAGCUCUGCCGGAUCACAAGGCAUGCAUGUGGUACAUACAUGUAUAACAUCACACUAAUUCUCCGCCCUGUGCUACAUUUUAAAUUUUGUUACAUGCACCGCAAUUUUCAUGGUCUCCAGUUGAGCCGACAUUUUUGCGACCUCCUUUUCCUUGAUGAAAUGUUGUGCCCGGUCUACUCCCUUUCUGAGAUUUCCCCGGUUAUGCGAUCAGAGUGCAUGAUCAGUUGAGAUGAUUUGGCAAAGUUGCGGCACAGUGCGCUAGCAACUCACUUUGUAUUGUACAAUCAUUAGCGCCCAUCACCGGUUCCACUGUACUUUUAACCCUCUAAGUAUAACCCAUAACUUAAGCAGUUCCGCUGACUACUAACAUGACUUCUUUCACACAACCUCUUAUGCUAUCUAGUCUACGUAAGUGAACGGUAGUCUUGCCUCUUGGUUAUGCUAGCUGUCUGGUGAGGUUUUUUUUCAAACACGAAA